CCUAGGGAUUCAUCAACAUAAAAAUGAGUUCUUGCUUCACUAUCUCCCUCUCUCUUCUCUUCUUCUUCAUCAAUUUUGUAGGUACUGAAUCAGCACCCACGUUUCUACGGCAUUACUGCCCAAACACCACCCUCUUCACUCCCAACUCCGCCUACCAGUCCAACCUGAACACCCUCCUCUCUUCCCUCGCCUCUGCUGCCGCCGAUGGCGCUGAUGGCUUCGCCAAUGGUACUGUUGGCCAAAACCAUCCCGACCAGGUCUACGGGCUCUUCCUCUGCCGUGGCGACAUCGACACCUCCACAUGCGGCGACUGCAUGGCCACUGGAAAAAAGGAUAUACUCCAAAGAUGCCCCAACCAGCGAGUCUCCGUGAUCUGGUACGAUGAGUGUAUGUUGAGGUACUCCGAUGGGUCCAUCUACUCGGUCAUGGAACAAGUGCCUUCUUUCAAGACGUACCGCACCAGGAACAUCACCAAUCCAACACAGUUCAUGCUAGUCCUGGGAGAGACCAUGGACGACAUCGCUGCGAGGGCUUCAGUCGGCAAGUCGGGGAAGAAACUUGCUGUUGCGGAGGCAAACUUUACGAGUUUGCAGAAGCUGUACACGCUCGCACAGUGCACACCGGACUUGAUGGUGUCCGAGUGCAACACAUGCCUCCGGGCGGCAAUCGCGGGCCUCCCACAGGGGAAGCAAGGUGGGAGGUUGUUCACUCCGAGCUGCAGCAUGAGGUUCGAGCUGUACCCAUUUUAUAAUGCCUCGGCCAUGGCAGCCCUGGUGCCUCCGCCGUCCUACCUUCAUUCUCCUCCUGCUCCCGUGACCAGACGUAAAGAUCCAAAAUUCCAGUCUAAAGCCCAAGGUAAGAAAGCUAUAGUACCACAAAUUGGAAGGAUUGCCAUUGUGGCAGCCCUUCAGAAUCAGCAGCAGUGCCACCUCUAA
Eucalyptus grandis is the source of this 935-nucleotide messenger RNA. Its product is annotated as putative cysteine-rich receptor-like protein kinase 9. NCBI's taxonomy places the organism in Eukaryota, Viridiplantae, Streptophyta, Magnoliopsida, Myrtales, Myrtaceae. The record is from RefSeq and is a predicted model, not a curated record. The transcript has 2 exons. The coding region runs from base 24 to 935 and encodes 303 amino acids.